AUGGAGACUUUUGAUCUAUUUGGUCAUGUAGAUGAAUCGUUGGAACCUCCUGUGGAAGGUGCUACAGAAGCAGUGAAAAAAGCUUACCGAUUGGCUUCGAAGAAAGCGUGGACACAAAUUUGUUUGGAUGUUGAGCCUGAGAAUCAAUUUCAUGUCAGAGAUACGCAUACCACAAAGGAAGCCUGGGAUGCCUUGAAAAGCCAAUUCGCAUGUGAGUCCAUCUUACAGAAGGUGAGAUUGAGACAUCAAUAUUACUCGUGUCGACUUCAAAGUGGGGGGAAUAUGUUGGAACAUAUUAAUAAUUUGAGAUCGUUACAUGAUCAGUUAAAGGAAAUGGGGGUAAACAUAGAUGAUAAGGAGCUGACAAUGACUGUACUUGCAAGCUUACCCGAAGAGUUUAAACCCCUGAUAACUGCACUAGAUGCUGUCGGUGAAGAUAAUAUCUCAUUCGAGAAGGUAAAGGAAUACACCUAAAUGACAAUUAUCGGUGGAAAGAUGCAAAGAAAUGUGAAGAUGCUUUUUCUAUCCAAUGUGGGAAAGGUAAACAAUCUUGAGGCGGUAGAAACCAAGAAAAGAAAUCAGAGAAAACGUUCUGUGGAACUUGCUAUUUCUGCCAAGAACAAGGACAUUUCGCGAGAGACUGUCCAAAAUGAAAGACACAAGAGAAUAGCAAUCAAGCAAAAGGGAAAGGAAAACAAUCCGUUCAUUGUGCAGAAAAUCAGAAAAGGUGAUGAUGUAGCAAAUCCAGAAGCUUUAAUUGCUUCUGAUGAUGAUAACAAGUCUGGUUGGAUAAUCUAUUCAGGUGCAACACAGCACAUGACAUUCGAGGAGACACCGGUUAACUGAUUUUGUGAUGUUCAAGCGACCAUGCAAAGUAAACCCUGGUGAUAACUGCAGUAUUUUGGCAUAUGGAAAAGGAACAUAUAAUCUAGUUGCAGAUCUCAAUGGUCAUAACCAGAACAUUGUUAUUUGUGAAGUUCUAUUUAUACCUGAUCUGGAGAAGAACUUGUCUGUUAGAGCAAUGGUGAAGUUGGGUGCAUCAGUUGGUUUUAAAGGGGAUUUGUGUAAAGUCAUGAGAAAUUCAAAGUUAUUGGCUAUGGGAGAAAGGUGUGGAAAGCUAUACAUGUUGAACGUCAUACCUGGUAAAGAGUAUAUCAAUGUUGCAAAGGAAGAAACAGAUAUGCAUCUUUGGCAUUGUUGGUUUGGGCAUUUUGGAGUCGAUGACGUUUCACAGUUAGCUAAUAAUAAUGUGGUUGAUGGGAUGAAUGAUGUUGGAGAUAAUGGAGUGAGUCCAUGUGAAUCCUGUAUAAUGGGAAAACAACAUUGA
Messenger RNA from Paramuricea clavata, 1327 nucleotides. NCBI's taxonomy places the organism in Eukaryota, Metazoa, Cnidaria, Anthozoa, Malacalcyonacea, Plexauridae. The record is from the annotation of a GenBank genome assembly.